This is a messenger RNA of Rhizophagus irregularis DAOM 181602=DAOM 197198, 1477 nucleotides long. RefSeq lists its product as uncharacterized. Gene Ontology annotation, biological process: regulation of DNA-templated transcription. The record is from RefSeq and is a predicted model, not a curated record. Gene Ontology annotation, molecular function: sequence-specific DNA binding; DNA-binding transcription factor activity. NCBI's taxonomy places the organism in Eukaryota, Fungi, Glomeromycota, Glomeromycetes, Glomerales, Glomeraceae.
AGAUCGCUUUGACUAAACUUUCAACAAGAUAAAAAAUGCAGCAUACACAGCCAGAAACGUCAAACCCACGAAAACGUCCGGCUUCUCAAUCGCCACCGGAUAGUCCGGCCCCAGCAAGAACGGGUAAUCGAAGUGUACCAGCCUUUUUGAAUAAACUUUACAAUAUGGUUAACGACCCUCAGUCAAAUGAUUUAAUCAUCUGGUCCGAGACUGGUAACUCUUUUCUUGUUAAAAGACCUCAAGACUUUGCAAAAGAAGUUCUUCCUCGAUUCUUUAAGCACAACAAUUUUAGCAGUUUUGUGAGACAGUUAAAUAUGUAUGGAUUUCAUAAAAUACCACACCUUCAACAAGGAGUACUCCAAUCUGACGGACAGUCUGAACAAUGGGAAUUCAGUAACACAAAUUUCCUUCGUAAUCAACCGGAUCUUUUAUAUUAUGUUACUCGCAAGAAAGGGAAAGAUAAUGAAAAUAUAAAAGAACCAAAUGAAAUGGAUAUAAAUCACAUAUUAAAUGAAAUUGCUUCAAUUAAGAAACAUCAGAUGAAUAUAAGUGCAGAUUUAAAGAAUAUUCAAAGGGAUAAUCAAAUCUUAUGGCAGGAGUCUAUCUCAGCACGUGAGAGACAUCGGCGUCAACAAGAAACUAUAGAUAAAAUUUUACGAUUUCUUGCUUCAGUGUUUUCUGCUGAUAAAAAGAGAGCUAUUGUACCAAAGAAGCGAAGAUUACUACUUGAAAAUUCUGACUCACUGGAAUCUUCGGAGCAAAAAACGAUUUCUAACGAUAGUCAAACAAACACCUUACCUGAUAAUGAAGCCGAUUCUUCAUCUUUGGUAUUAGAUAUUAAUAACCCAGCAGCUUUGUCCAUAUUGACUUCUUUAGCUGUUAAUAAUGAUCAGUUUGACAUUUCUAAUACCCUACCAUCCCUACCAUCCCUACCGUCCCUACCAUCCCUACCAUCCUUAUCCUCAUUAACUGAGGAAAUUGGUGAUAAUACCGAUUUCUUGGAUUCUGAAUUGCCUGAAAUUGAAACUCGUAUUGAUGAAGUUGGAUCCAACGUUGAUUAUUUGACUUCAUUAACAUCUCAAAUGGGAUUUGAUCCAGAUGAAGUGAUCGAUUUAGAGGAUGAUUCUAUCGGGAAUGAUUUUUUGUCAUAUUAUAAUGCGAACUUUAGUCCUACGGAACAAGAUCAUCAACUGCUAUUUGAUCUCAAUUUAGAUGAAAAUAAUAAUAGUAAUAAUAAUAAUAAUAAUAAUAAUAAUAAUAAUAAUCCCAGUAAUCAUAAUCCAGUUGAUUAAAAUUAGAAUUAAAAUUAUUUGUGAAGUAACUUCUUUAUUUUACAAUUUGAUUGUUUAUUAUUUUUUUUUUAUUAUUAUAGGUAUUUCUGGCUUACUGUUGUUUUACAACUUUACAUCAUGGUAUUAUUUAUUUGGGAUUAAUUACUAUGAUGGGAUUAUGGAGUUUUUUUUUUACACGGAGAAUU